Molecule: messenger RNA, 2535 nt
Organism: Magallana angulata
Lineage: Eukaryota; Metazoa; Mollusca; Bivalvia; Ostreida; Ostreidae
Product: flavin-containing monooxygenase 5-like
Exons: 7
Coding region: 85-1701 (538 amino acids)
Molecular function (GO): flavin adenine dinucleotide binding; N,N-dimethylaniline monooxygenase activity; NADP binding
Source: RefSeq, a predicted model, not a curated record
ACGGUCGCUACUGGCAUAUGUCGAGGUAUUUAGCCGGAGAGGAAGCUCAGUGUUUUAUUAAUCGCAGACUGUAAUUCAAUUAAAAUGAAGCGAGUGGCGAUUAUUGGAGCAGGGUGUAGCGGCCUUACCGCCAUCAAGUGCUGCUUGGAUGAGGGCAUGGAACCCGUGUGUUUUGAGAGGGAAGCUGACAUCGGGGGGCUCUGGAAUUACAGCGACAACCCAACGAUCGGCAAGGGGAGCGUGUACAGGAACUGUGUCAUCAACACCAGCAAAGAGAUGAUGGCCUUUAGCGAUUUCCCACCCCCAGAAGAGUUUCCGACCUUCAUGCCUCACAAAUAUGUCCUGAAGUACUUCCGAAUGUACGCGGACAACUUCGCUUUAUUAAAGUACAUCCGAUUUCAGACUUCGGUCACCAAGGUGGUUCCAGCCGAGGACUACGAAGACACUGGGCGGUGGAGGGUCACUUUCACCGCCGGGCCGGGAGAACCUACCACGGACACUUUUGACGGGGUCUUAAUUUGUACCGGUCACCACACCUACCCGCAUCUCCCUAAAUUCAGGGGUCUAGAGAACUUUACGGGGACAAACAUGCACUCACACAGUUACAGAGACAACAAAGAAUUCGAAGGAAAGAGAGUCCUGGUGGUCGGAAUCGGUAAUUCGGGUGUAGACAUCGCAGUAGACCUCAGUCACACCGCCUCACAGGUUUACUUGAGUACGAGACGUGGGGCCUGGGUGGUCAGCAGGAAGGGGUUCUGGGGAUACCCGGCCGACGCCAUUGCUAACAGCCGCUUCCUGUUCACGUUACCCAAGUCCGUGCUACAGUGGAGCGUGGAGAAGAUGUGCAGCUUUAACUUUGACCACGAGGCCUACGGCGUGAAACCGUCUCAAAGGUGUUUUGAGACACACCCCACAAUUAACGACGAGCUUCCGUUCCGGAUCAUGAUGGGAGCCGUGCAGGUCCGGCCGGACGUUCACGAAUUCACGGACUCUUCCGUCAGCUUCGUGGACGGAACGACGGAACAGAUAGAUGCCGUAGUGUUUGCCACGGGUUACGAAUAUAAAAUCCACUUCCUGGACGACUCCGUAACGAAGAUUGAGGAUAACAGGACCUGUUUGUACAAGUAUAUGUUCCCGCCUCAUCUGGAACAUCCGACACUAGGAAUUGUGGGAAUGGUUCAAGCCAUCGGAGCCAUAAUGCCAAUCUCUGAAAUUCAAUGUAGAUGGUACACACGGCUUAUUACCGGCCAAUGCAAGUUACCGUCUUACUCUGAAAUGAUAAACGACAUCGAAGACAAACGCGAUUGGAUGAAUUCAACCUACGUAUCCUCUCGAAGGCACACCUUGCAGACGUUUUGGAUAGACUAUAUGGAUCAAAUCGCAGAGAAAAUCGGAGCCCGGCCAAACCUUGUGAAACUUUUCGUGGAAGAUCCGUACCUAGCCGCUCGCUGUUACUUCGGACCGUGUCUUCCAAGCCAGUACCGGCUAGAUGGUCCGGGAAAAUGGAACGGUGCCAAGCGCAGUAUCCAGGGCGCCAUCUCGCGGUGCAUGAAGCCGUCACACAAAGGCAUACAACCCGUUAACGUAGUUAGAUCCAAAACCAGACGACUUAGCAUAGAAAUCCAGGUCCCCAGCUUCAUCAAGCCGUACUUCGUUGUCUUUGUUCUCUGUUUUCUUUUCAUAUGUGUUCUUUUUGUAUAAAGCGAGUAAAACUCGUGAUUUUUAAUUGUUUUAGUACUGUUGUUUGAUUGAUGUUGUGUUAUCAACUUACUGGCAUUAUUAUAUGUUGUGUCUCUGUAUAAUUGGUGCAAGAACCUUCACUGUGAUAUUCAGUUUGAACUCGAUGUUUUAAGGUGAACAUUGCUUUGUUCAUCACGAUUUGUGUUUAAGGUGAACAUUGCUUUGUUCAUCACGAUUUGUGUUUAAGGUGAACAUUGCUUUGUUUAUCAUAAUUUGUGUUUAAGGUGAACAUUGCUUUGUUCAUCACGAUUUGUGUUUAAGGUGAACAUUGCUUUGUUCAUCACGAUUUGUGUUUAAGGUGAACAUUGCUUUGUGUUUAAGGUGAACAUUGCUUUGUUCAUCACGAUUUGUGUUUAAGGUGAACAUUGCUUUGUUCAUCACGAUUUGUGUUUAAGGUGAACAUUGCUUUGCUCAUCACGAUUUAUGUUUAAGGUGAACAUUGCUUUGUGUUUAAGGUGAACAUUGCUUUGUUCAUCACGAUUUAUGUUUAAGGUGAACAUUGCUUUGUGUUUAAGGUGAACAUUGCUUUGUUCAUCACGAUUUAUGUUUAAGGUGAACAUUGCUUUGUGUUUAAGGUGAACAUUGCUUUGCUCAUCACGAUUUGUGUUUAAGGUGAACAUUGCUUUGUUCAUCACGAUUUGUGAGUUGGAUGUGACGUGCCAAACCUCAGGGUGAGUCUCGCCCGUAUAAAUGACUGAGCACUUGUGAUUUUGUAGUUAUGUACGAAUGUAAUUCGUGAAAUAAGAUGUGCCAUGUCCUGAAUGCAAUUUGAAAUAAAUUGUUUGUAAACUAAAA